Messenger RNA from Culex pipiens pallens (northern house mosquito), 797 nucleotides. RefSeq names its product glutathione S-transferase 1-1-like. Bases 125 to 781 code for a protein of 218 amino acids. Gene Ontology annotation, molecular function: glutathione transferase activity. Gene Ontology annotation, biological process: glutathione metabolic process. The transcript has 3 exons. The record is from RefSeq and is a predicted model, not a curated record. Lineage: Eukaryota; Metazoa; Arthropoda; Insecta; Diptera; Culicidae.
ACCGGUCGGGCUCUAGUGCGAGUUAGUCGAUUGACCGGUGAACAACAAGUGUAAUUUGUGUGUGAUCAUCUCCCGAAUCGAAUAGUUUUGUGAUAACCAAGUGAAGCUUAACGAGUAGUUCAGAAUGGCCCCUAUUGUGUUGUACCACUUCCCAAUGUCCCCGCCGUCCCGGUCGGCCCUGCUGGUGGCCCGCAAUCUCGGACUGGAUGUUGAGGUUAAGAUCCUGAACCUGAUGGCUGGCGAGCACAUGACCGAGGACUUUCUCAAGAUCAACCCGCAGCACACCGUCCCGACGCUCGUCGACGAUGACUACGUCCUGUGGGAGUCGAAGGCGAUCGCGACCUACCUCGUCGAGCAGCACCGGCCGGACAGCGCGCUCUACCCGAGCGAUCCCCGCAAGCGUGGCCUCAUCAACCGGAUGCUGUACUUUGACUCGACGGUGCUGUUUGCGCGGGCAUUCGCCGCCAUCGGCCCAGUUAUGCGCGCCGGUGCCAAGAGCAUUCCGCAGGAGCGCAAGGACGCCAUUGGGGAGGCGCUGUCCACGCUGAACGGAUUCCUCGAGGGACAGGACUGGGUCACCGGGGAGGACUGCACCGUGGCCGAUUUGUGCCUGCUGGCGAGCGUGUCGUCACUGGAGAAAUUGGGCGCCGACGUAAGCGGAUUGGCCAACGUGAGUGCCUGGCUGGAACGCUGCAAGGCCCUGCCCGGAUUCGAUGAGAACGAACAGGGCGCCACCAUGUUUGGCCAGGGAAUCGGCUCCAAGCUGGAGGAACCGUACUAAGAACUCUCUAUUUGUG